Brachypodium distachyon (stiff brome) is the source of this 3540-nucleotide messenger RNA. Its product is annotated as kinase-interacting protein 1. The record is from RefSeq and is a predicted model, not a curated record. The coding region runs from base 42 to 3299 and encodes 1085 amino acids. NCBI's taxonomy places the organism in Eukaryota, Viridiplantae, Streptophyta, Magnoliopsida, Poales, Poaceae. The transcript is spliced from 2 exons. Gene Ontology annotation, molecular function: actin binding.
GGAGGUGCUGCUAAACCGGCUGAAGAACUCUCAGGUGGAGGAUGCUGCAGCGGGCGGCGAGCAACGCCUACUCGUGGUGGUGGGCGAGCCACAUCCGCACCAGGCAGUCCAAAUGGCUCGACAGCAACCUCCAAGAUAUGGAGGACAGGGUCAAGUGCAUUCUCUUACUCCUUGGGGAGGAAGCCGAUUCUUUUGCAAAGAGGGCAGAAAUGUAUUACAAGAGGCGGCCGGAGGUGAUCAGUUCUGUGGAAGAAGCGUACCGGGCGUACAGAGCUCUUGCUGAGCGCUAUGACCACAUGUCAGGAGAGCUACACAAAGCAAACCACACUGUUGCUACCGCCUUCCCUGAACAGGUUCAGUAUGCUAUGCUAGAAGAAGACGAUGACAGUCUCCCAAAGGCGUUCACGACAGUUGAUCCUCGCAAAAUCCACAAGUCAACAGUCGAGGGGCUAAUGAAUAAGAAGAAAGGAGGGAAGCCAGGACUCAAGGGUUCAGGCAAGAAUUCUGCAGCUCCAGUCAGCAAGGAGAAUGCGCAAACAGAGAUCAGCAGGAUCCAGAAAGAGAUAUUAGUGCUUCAGACUGAAAAAGAGUUCAUCAAGAGCUCUUAUGAGAGUGGAAUUGCAAAGUACUGGGAUCUUGAAAAGCAAAUCAAUGACAUACAGGAAGAAGUCUGCUACUUCCAACAGGAGUUCAACGAAAGUGCAGUGAUUGAAGAUGACGAGGCCAGAGCUCUGAUGACAGUAACUGCCCUUAAAUCUUGUGAAGACACCAUUGUCAAAUUGCAGGAACAUCAAAACUCCGCAUUCAGCCAAGCAGUGGUUGAGUUGGAAAGGGUCAACAUUUCCAGAGAGAAACUGAAGAAUAUCAUGAGAGGACAUGGUAAAUCCCUUGUAGGUUUAGAUUCUCUUUACGAGAAUGUGAGAAAAAAUGAUGCCAGUGUUAAGAUGGAUGAUGUGUACUACUCUAUGAAGCUGGAGACAAUCGAAACAGAAGGAUUGGUACAUAAGAUCAAGCAAUACUUUCAGAAAGACUCAGAUGUUUCCGUGGCUGAGAUUGCAGAGCAAAUUGAUGAACUAGUCAAUAAAGUCGUGGAUUUGGAACUUAUGGUUUCAUCACAGACUGCGAAAAUAGAUAGGCUGUGUCUGGAAAACACAGAGCUGGAGAAGUCCUUGCAGGAACUGGAAGAAGAGAACAUAGAAGUAACAAGUGGCUCAAGUGAAUUAAACGACAAGCUUGAGAAGGUACAAGAUGAGCUGAUGAGAGUGCAGCACCUUGAGAGCUCCUUCCAUGCAGAAGAAAGUAUAGUCUAUUCAAAUUUCGCUGAAACAGCAAGUAGUUUCUCUUGUAUUACAGAUAUGUUGCAGUCACCUCCCGUUGAGCACCAAGCUGGUUCUGCGUCCAUGCUGACUGAUGAAGCAACACCAUCCGCUGACACCGAAUUAUCUGGAGAGAGUGGGAAUAGAAAAUUAGAAGAGGAUCUUCACAUGGAUAAAGCCACGAUAAAGGAUGACAUAGAUGGAUUGCCUGAUUGUUCCGGUAAGUUGGAGCUAGCUAUCGUCAGUGAUAACAGUCAGAUAUCUAAUGGUUGCCAUGACAUUAAGGGGGGAAAACAAGACUGCUCAGAUGAUUCAGAGGAUUUGUGGCAUUGUGGGCUCGAAAGAAAAUCUAGCUUUGAAGCUGCAUCAGUAGAUAAGGAAACAGCAGAAAAUGCAGACAAUAAUGCAUUUGGAGAACAUAACGAUACAGAAGUGGAAUAUGAUCAUGAAAUUGUCAGCGACAAUGGCAGUAGCAUGCAACCCUAUGUUGUACAUUCCCAUCAGCAGGCCUUAUUAGAUCAAUUGCAUCAUAUUUCAUCUGCUGUACCAGGAGAUCAUGGUGUGAAGUCAGAGGAUGACAAGCAGUAUUCGUCAACAAUGGGUCAGAGCAAAUCUGAAGGCCACCCAGAACAAGAGAUGAACAAAACAGAAGACUCAGAAGCCUCAUGUAUCAUGGAAAAUUCUGCCCCUGGUAAUGGAAAAGUUGGUAGCAUUGGAGAUCAAGAGGAGAACAUGUUCAAGCUGCAGCAAUUGCUUAUGUGUGGGCUCCAAGAUAAGGAAAAGGUAUUAUUGACCGAGUACACUUCUAUCCUCCGAAAUUAUAAGAAUGCAAAGAGAAGGCUUACGGAAGUGGAGACAAAGAAUCAGGAAUGUGUGGAUGAGAUGAAGGCUAUGCUAAGCGAACUACGCCGUGCCAAUGAAAUGAAGGACGACGAGAUCCGAUCACUACGUGAACUCUUGAACUGUUCUACUGAUAAAGAUGCAACACACAAUGGACAAAAAAUGAAUAAAUACACGCCCUUAAGUUUCAAGAGUGGGAAUGGGACAUUCAGGGGGCACCAAAGGACCCCAAGCUUUUUGCCAGUUCAUCAAAGGAAACAUAGUGCUACUUCCACUUCAAGGAUAACCAUGAAGAGUUCUAGCCUGAAAAAUAGUGUAAGCCUUGAAUCCCCUAGCAAAGAUGCUGGAACAGAUGAUGCUGUUCUGGAUAGCAUUGAUCUGGGUGACCUCAGAUUAACUAACAUUAUUGAGAUGGAGAUGGCCUCACCUCUUGAAGACAAGUUCAGAAGAGACAUCGAUGGGCUUCUGGAGGAGAACCUAGAGUUCUGGAUAAAAUUCAGCACAUCAUUCCAAAAGAUACAAGAACUUCAGACCAAGCAUGCGCAGCUACAAUCUGAGAUUGCCAAGCUAAUAAAUGGGGACAAGCCCAUGCAAAGCAGCGGUCGUGCAAAUGAUCCUGCUGCAAAAGCUUUAUCUGGAGCUGUAGAAAAGCAGCUAAGAGAACUUAAGAUUGAACUGCAAGUAUGGUUAGAACAGAAUGCUAUGUUCAAAGGGGAGCUCCAGUGUAGGUUUGCUUCGCUCUGUAGCAUACAAGAGGAAAUCGAAGCAGCUAUGGAGGUGGACGCGGACACCGUGGAGGGAGUUCAGUUCACUUCAUAUCAGGCUGCAAAAUUCCAAGGGGAAAUCCUGAACAUGAAGCAGGAGAACAACAAGGUCGCUGAUGAACUGCAGGCUGGCUUGGAUCAUAUAAGAGGGCUACAAGCAGAAACCGAAAAGGUCAUGGCGAAGAUACUGAAGAGCACUAGCUUAUCUGGGGGGCCACAAGGCAGCAGCACUUGGAGGAAUGCACCCUCUAAAUCAAGAGUGCCACUCCGGUCAUUCCUGUUUCCAUCCAAGAAAAAGAAACUGUCGCUGCUGGCAUGCAUGAAUCCGGCAUUACAGAAGCAGUACAGUGACAUGGCCUUCGUCGGUAAAAUUGAAUAGGCACUCCUGUGUGCCCUCAACGCCAGACAGCUUCAUUUGGCUAAUUUCAGUUUGUUUUUUUGAAAGAUCAAGCAAAUGCUGGCUUUCCACGUAUUAGCAGGAGACUAAUUUCAGUUUUUUUAGAUCAACAAAAAAACAUGUGAUCAGGUUAGAGUUUACAGAUCAGCUAUUUCUGUGGAGAGGACAUGAAAUGCAUGCAGGUGCAUACUUUUUAAAUUAUGGCAUUGAAAAUUUCUCAUUA